Molecule: messenger RNA, 979 nt
Organism: Frankliniella occidentalis (western flower thrips)
Lineage: Eukaryota; Metazoa; Arthropoda; Insecta; Thysanoptera; Thripidae
Exons: 4
Coding region: 1-873 (290 amino acids)
Source: RefSeq, a predicted model, not a curated record
AUGGCAACAUCGAAGCGAACCUCAGCGAACGUCUUGUGCCCAGGAGCGAACCUAUGGCAAUUUGAAGCGAACUCAGCCGAUCCCUUGGUAAAAUACAUCGUACAAUUCAUUUCGGAUCGGGUGAACUCUGGGCACGCCGAGUCACCGAGCCACCUGUGCUUGGGCGCUCAGGGUGGGCCGCUGUCCGUGUGCACACAGCUGCGUGGCGAGCUGGCCCACCCUGCGCGCUGCAGGCGUCAUGGUCGGAGUCGCCUCGGAGAACGUUUCCUUUGCGGGCACCUCCAGGGCGAUGGCGAUGAGCAGCUUGGACGCGUGUGUCCGCAGGGCCCGUACCACGCCUAUGUCACAGAGACGAGUCAGUGCCCCGAAGGCACCGUCAACCCGGGCGCCUUGGUGGGCAACUUGACGGGCAGUCUCCGGCAUGUACGGUCCUCGAGGUACCCAUUGUUCACCGGCCAGCUACUCUUGAAGAGGGAUGUCGUCGUCGGCGAGAUCGGGAAACUCGCGCCCGAGCAGAUCAAAAUUGCAAUCGCCAAGUGGGACCCCGUCGCCGGCUGGAGAGAGAACUUCUUCCGUCUCGAGGGCGUGCCCGGCGACCCGAGGGCUGAAGUCUGCAACGUGGUGUCCACCAUGGCGAAGGAUGUCCUAGACGUGGUUUCCCGCAGCAACCCCAAGUUCCCCAACAGGUGCCCAUUUCGCAAAGGCACGUACAAUUUCCAUAAUUUCAGCACUGGUCUCAUACAACGCUACGAAGACUUUCCAGUCUUCCCCUACGGCCGGUUCAGAGCAGACCUUAUAUUUUAUCUGAUGAAAUCCAGGCAAAAAAUAGUCGCUUGUGUGAGGGGGGUCGGUGAAGUUGUUCCGAGAGUGUAAACAAGUUGAUAUAAUAAAGUGCCCUAUCAAAAGGCUCAACACGCCAAGUUGACCAAAAAAACGUAAACAGAAAAAUUGAAAAAUUUAUUUCGCCGCCCAUUUUCAA